Molecule: messenger RNA, 367 nt
Organism: Lasiosphaeria miniovina
Lineage: Eukaryota; Fungi; Ascomycota; Sordariomycetes; Sordariales; Lasiosphaeriaceae
Exons: 1
Coding region: 8-232 (74 amino acids)
Source: RefSeq, a predicted model, not a curated record
UGUCAGAAUGCAAGAUGAGGUAACUGUUGAAAUAUUGUGCUUCUCCGCACCGUCACCCAUCGCCCAAACUCCAGCCACCUACGGCAGACCCAUAACAUACCCGCCAAAAAAAGGAAAGUACAUAAUUGUCAUCAACCUUGGCGGAGCAUCUGCUCCAGCAACCCAAAGUCCCCCUUCAGAGACCCUAUCCCCCGGCGGCCCGCCAACAUGCUCUCGUGGUCGUCCUGCCUGACGGCCAGCUCCAACAUACUCUGCACGUGGCUCACUCGCUGCACGGCCCCGGUCGGGCGCGAGUACGGCGACGAGCUCCCAGGCCUACCCGGCCCCCCUGGUGACGGCGGCGUCACCACGCGGCUGCCGCCCUGGC